Molecule: messenger RNA, 1548 nt
Organism: Symbiodinium sp. CCMP2456
Lineage: Eukaryota; Dinophyceae; Suessiales; Symbiodiniaceae
Source: the annotation of a GenBank genome assembly
AUGCCGCGCCCGGAUCCCCGCAUCUGCAGCGCCGCGCGCGCCAACUUCCCGGGCUCUGCGCUGCUGCAUUUUCUUUUCGUGGAGCAGCGCUGCCUGCUUUUAUAUUGGUGGAGCUUCCGGAGUGCUCUGAUCAAGAUGGAGGUCAGUCUCUACCUCAUGAGCGAGCAUGUGGUGACAAAAGAUGCUGGCGCGUUGUGGCUGGACAUUGUGGGAUGCGUUGCAGACGAAGUCGCCGUUGCUGCGAAUUCCUUUGAUGCCAGUUUUCAAGGGUCCUGUGUCUCCUAUGCUGGCGACAACUACCUUCCCUGGAUGCUCCACUCCUGUUCGCUGAUUGCGCUGUUGAUACUGCUGUGGAGCCUCGUCCGCUUCAUGGCGGAAGGAAACAGCAUCCAGCAGGUGUUUGGCUCUGGGAACUACCUUGUUUUCAGCUGGAAGUUGGGCCACGACCGCUUCUACCGCACUUUGGCAACGAUUCUGCCGUUCUACACGGGUGCCUUGCUUGGUGCGAUCCUGGCUGUGUCCCUGGGCCUUGUAGGCUCCUCCGGGGGCUCCUUCGGUCUGCGCCGGGCCUUGUCUCUUCUGGGUGCCGACUUGUCUUUGCAAGUGCUGAGCUUGGUGGCGUUGCUACGCCCGACGAUGCCGGGCUUCCACUGGCAGACAAAGGAGUUCCGACGACUCCAGUUUGCCAGGACAUGGCUGAAUCUGAUCUGGGAGAGCAACGACAUGUUGGCGCAGACCCUCUCCGAUGCCAUCUGCAUCCGGACACCGGACUUUAUACACGUGCAAGACUAUGCGCUGCUUUGGGAGCUGCAUGUCAAGUACGACCAGCCAAGUGAGGAGGAGCAGGAAGAGGACUUCCGCAGCCUCGUGGCGCACGAGAACGAGAAGCCGAGUGAGGAUAGUCAGAACAAGUCACUGGUGCCAUGUGGCGGUUGGUGCCUAGCUUCUGUGGCCGUGGCAGCCAUUGCAUCCCUCAUCGCCCUCAUCUUCGUGGCUUCUGGCGCUGCCAUCCCGGUGCACCACCAGGAUGAGCUGGUGAUGGAGACUCCGACACCAGCGCCUUGUGUUCCUGUGCACGCAGAGCCUGUGCCUUGUGUUCCAGUGCACGCAGAGCCUGUGCCUUGUGUUCCAGUGCACGCAGACUGUCCGCCGCCGAUCUCCUGCCCCCAGGAUCCUGGUGCAGACUACUGCAUGGCACACUUCGACCAGUGGCAGACACUCUGGGACGAUGAGCGGAAAGGCUACUGUUGCGAUCGUUGCGGCCGCGCUUGCCCAGAGGCAAUCAUUGCUGUCGCUCCAGCACCCCCACCGCCACCGCCGCCGCCACCGCCACCGCCGCUCCCGCUGCCACCGACAAAAGCGCCGGUCUUCGUCGCGGAGUUCAACUGCCAUGCCGGCUUCAGAAAUUGGUAUUUCGGCUGGUCAGAUCCAAAGAAGCACUGGUGCUGCCAGCAUUUCGACAUGGGUUGCCCGGGUACCUGGAAUGGACCGGACCAUCCGGAAGCCACAGGCAGAGACAGAGAAUUUGACAGCGACUAUGAUGAGUGA